AUGGCACCCCUACCACCAGCCUACGACUCGACUGCAGCUGCGGCAUUUACAUCGAUACAGAGACGUGUCGUGGAUGUCAGAGAGCAUCAAAUUCCACGAUUACGCGAUUGCAAAGAAUCGCUGGCUGUGCAGCAACAAUAUAAUGCGGAACUGCAAGAAGACCUUGAGACCUUAGGGCGGCUGGUGGAGGAACUUGACGACUUGUCCGAGGACCAAAGAGGUGACCGCGCCCAACGAGAGCUCAAGGCUGUCGUGGAGGAACUUCGUGGGGAUAUGGCCCGCUUGAGGAAAGACUCACGUGCGGCGCUUCUCGCCUCCAAGCGCGCAAUCGACACCGCAACAGCUUCUAAACGCGAAGAGCUUCUACGUUCCGCCGUUAUGCGCAACACUACGCAACAAACAUCGGAAGGCAAAAUCACUGAGGAUGCGCUGAUGAAGGCCAACAACGACGUUACCGACGCUAUGCGAUGCACUCUCGCUCUGAUGCAAGGCGAGCUAGAGCGCUCGGUCCUUUCGGCGCAGAUGCUUGAGUCUUCUACGGCAUCAUUGAAGUCAACGGCGGACACUCACGACGUUCUGACGAACCUCCUCGGCACUUCGAAGCAGCUCAUUACCGCGCUUGAGAAGACCGACUGGAUGGACCGCCUCCUUAUACUAGCCGCCCUUGCGUUCUUCUUGUUAGUCGUACUCUUCAUCCUGAAACAACGCAUCCUCGAUCGGGGGUUGCGCAUCGCCUUCUUCUGGACGCGCUUUAUUCCCGCCCUGUCAGGCGAGCGGACUGCAUCGAAGCUGGACUCGCGGCUGGUAUCCUCGUUGUUAUCCGCCGUCGAGACCGCGCCUCGAGAAUCUAGUGCUCUAUCCACAACGUUGGUGGCCGUCAGCACAACUGCAAGUACCGCCUUGGCCAGCGCUGUAACCGCCGUCGCUGCAAGCACUGUUCCAUUCUACCGGACGAGGCAACGGCGUCUGCUACAGCUACAGACUCCGCCCCUCACGACGAACUAUGAAUGGUCCCGUUACUUUGCUCUAUCCGUCAUAUUGUAUUUGUUCUGGCCUAAUGGAAUGCAUUUCCCUCUCAAGUUUGCUUCCCCGCAGCAGGAAUCGCAUGCCACAGAAGACGGCCUUGUAGCUGGGGCCCAAACUAGCCUUCGAUGA
Messenger RNA from Peniophora sp. CBMAI 1063, 1155 nucleotides. The record is from the annotation of a GenBank genome assembly. NCBI's taxonomy places the organism in Eukaryota, Fungi, Basidiomycota, Agaricomycetes, Russulales, Peniophoraceae.